AUUCAACAGUCAGCAUUACACAAGUUAAGUUGUUAAAGUUUAAAGCUCCACUCGAAUUAAUAUUUAAAGGCAGAAUUUUAAAGUCUCGUGACAUUCACAUUUCAUGAUAAGCAUUUGUGAUAAGUUUUAUAGACUGACGUAGAAGGUAUUAAAUAAUGAACUUCAUUAUUUUCGCAAAAUUUUGAAAAGAUUUGCGUCAUUCAAUCAAAUAACUGUUUCAUAAUUGUGUGUCAUUAGUCAUUUCAAAGGAAUUAUCCAUUGCGUGGAAUUUAAAUGAAAUAAUAUAAAGAAAUUCUUAGAAACUUUCGUGGUGGUUUUGAGGUCAGCAAAAGUGACAUUAGUGAAAGCGUUAACAAAUUAAUUUGCAAGUUUGUAAAGAUCAAAAGAAAAUAAAUGGAAAAACAAAAGCCAAGAAUUAAUUCAAAUAGAGACAUGAAGUCGCCAAAAGCACAUUUUUUAAAUAAUGAUCUCAUUAGUGGACUGUUGAUGUUCCUAUGUAUCUUAGCAUCAUCAAAUUUAUCUACAGUUAAUGCAAACAGUGAUCAUUGUAAAGAUCGAAUAUUUGCUAAGACUUUUAAUACAUCAUACAUGCAAUUUACAAAGGAGUUUGUAAAUGAAGAAUAUGCAAUUGAAGGAGAGUUCAAAAAUCUUCAUUGUUGUGCAAAGGGUUAUCGAAGCAUUGAGUGGUUGAAAGAUGGAAAAAGUUAUCCAUGGUCGUCAGAGUCUACCUCAUCUCUAAUACUUUAUCCACAAGCAGCAAAUCAAACUAUUUAUGCUCGUCGUGCAUCAAAAACUGACGAGGGACGAUACACAUGUGUGUUGAGGAAUGACACACACAAGAUUGAGCAUCAAAUUGUCCUGAAAGUAUUAGAAUCUUCACCAGACGUUCCACUCGCAACUUUUACACCUCAAAAUCAAUUUGCUGACAUCGGAGGAUCCGCUCGAUUCUUCUGUGAAGCUUUCGUAGGAAAAAAAGAUUUGCCAGACAUCUCCAUCAGUAUUAAAUGGUAUCACAUGUCGGAUGGAAAUCAAGAUGAUGUGAUUAAUGAUAAUCAACAAGAGGUCGUGAAACGCGAAGAAGAAGAAAUUAUUGGAUCAUAUUUAACGAUUUCUGAGGUCACUUCAAGUCACUUUGGACGAUAUUUGUGUCGUGUUGAAAUGGGAAAUUCGCAAACCCAUCGAUUAGAAAUGUCAGCGGAACUCAUAAAUGCACUUCCAAUUGAAACUAACAAUUUCAUCUUUUUAAAUCCAUACUUGUUGGCGUCUUGCGCGUUUGUCAUCACACUCAUUGGGUUUUUUCUAUUUCUUCGCUCACGACAGUUCUUGUCGAAAUAUUUUAUCAGUUUCAAAUCUACCGAGCAUGAGUUCCUCAAUAUGAAAGUUAAGAAUUUUGAUGAACCCACAACUGUGUUAAAGCUGAAGAAAGUUUCACCGCAAAAGCGGCAGUCACGAGAUGACACUCGCAUCAUGAUCGAAUCAGUAUGAACUGACAAUUUGUAAAUGUAAAGUCUUUUUCGGCUGUGAUACAAUAUAGAAAUUGAUAAAUAAAAUAAAAUUAAAUAAAUAUGUCAAUG
Messenger RNA from Clunio marinus, 1574 nucleotides. Lineage: Eukaryota; Metazoa; Arthropoda; Insecta; Diptera; Chironomidae. The record is from the annotation of a GenBank genome assembly.